AUGCUGUCGAGACCCAGCACCGCUGGCAGCGCCUCGUCGGACCGCUUCGUCAAGAUCGUCGAGGUCUCGCCCCGCGAUGGGUUGCAGAACGAGAAGCAGGUGGUGCCCACCGAGAUCAAGCUCGAGCUCAUACGGCGCCUCGGACAGACGGGCUUGCGCGUCAUUGAGGCCGGCGCCUUUGUCAGUCCCAAAUGGGUGCCCCAGAUGGGCGAUACCCCCUCGCUGCUCCGCUCGCUCCCCCUGCCGCCCUCAUCCUCGUCCUCGGCCUCUGCGAUGAGCUACCCGGUCCUCGUGCCCAACGCCAAGGGGCUCGACUCGCUCCAGGAGCUGCUGCGCUCGGUGCCGCAGGGCCAGGCCGCGCCCACCGACGAGAUCGCCAUCUUUACCGCGGCGAGCCAGUCGUUCUGCAAGGCCAACACCAACUGCACCAUCAAAGAGUCGCUCGACCGCCUGUCGCAGGUGACGUCGCGCGCGCUCCAGUCCGGGCUCAAGGUGCGCGGCUACGUGUCGACGGUGGCGGGCUGCCCCUACGAGGGCGACAUCGACCCGGAAAAGGUCGGAGAGGUCAGCAAGGCGCUGCUCGACAUGGGCUGCUACGAGGUGUCGCUGGGCGACACCAUUGGCGUCGGGACGCCCACCAAGAUGGAGGCGGUCCUCGAGGCCUCGAUGCGCAAGAGCGGCAGGGGCGCCGACGUGUUUGCGGCCCACUGCCACGACACGUUUUCGACGGGCCUCGCCAACGUGCUCCACCUCGUCGGGCUGGGCGUGAGGACCGUCGACUCGUCCGUCGGUGGCCUCGGCGGCUGCCCCUACUCGCCCGGGGCGACGGGCAACAUUGACACCGAGAGCGUCGUGUUUGCGCUGGAAAAGGAGGGCUACCGCACCGGCGCCGACCUCGAGCGGCUCGCCGAGAUUGGCGAAUGGAUCACGGCCCAGAUUGGGCGCGAGACGAACGCGAGCAACACGGGACGGGCCAUCAUGGCCAAGAGGAGGCUCAAGGCCAAAAAGGAGGCCGAGGCGCAGACCAAGGCCAAGCUCUAG
Messenger RNA from Pseudozyma flocculosa PF-1, 1041 nucleotides. RefSeq lists its product as uncharacterized. Gene Ontology annotation, biological process: ketone body biosynthetic process; L-leucine catabolic process. Lineage: Eukaryota; Fungi; Basidiomycota; Ustilaginomycetes; Ustilaginales; Ustilaginaceae. Gene Ontology annotation, molecular function: hydroxymethylglutaryl-CoA lyase activity. Bases 1 to 1041 code for a protein of 346 amino acids. The record is from RefSeq and is a predicted model, not a curated record. The transcript is spliced from 2 exons.